AUGACAAUAAUAGGAUCAAUAAUUAAAAUUAGUAACCCAAAGAAAUUUUCAAUUGGUGGUGGGUCAAUAUCAAAUAAUAAUUUUAUAUCUUUAUAUUCAUCAAAAAAAAAAAAAUGUGAAUCAAACUCUGGAUCUGGUUUAUUUGGUGCUAAUAAUUUAUUGGGCGGUUUAUUGGGAAGUUUGGGUGGAAAUAAUAAUAAACAGGUUGUUUAUCACCCAGCUGUUUCUGCAACAGGUGAAACAAUUUAUAUACAUAGUGUAUGUGGUUGCGAAUAA
Dictyostelium discoideum AX4 is the source of this 276-nucleotide messenger RNA. RefSeq lists its product as hypothetical. NCBI's taxonomy places the organism in Eukaryota, Evosea, Eumycetozoa, Dictyosteliales, Dictyosteliaceae. The record is from RefSeq and is a predicted model, not a curated record. The transcript is spliced from 2 exons. Bases 1 to 276 code for a protein of 91 amino acids.